CAAACAAAAAACAUGGUUAACGUGUAACAACACAGAGCCACACAAGUGCGAGUGUAUUCCACGCUCUUUCCAUCAACGCGUACCUUCGUCUUACCAUUUUAACUUUUUUUUUUUUUCUUGUUUCUUACAAUCAUUUUCACAAAUCUCUUCGAUGAAGCUUCAUUCUCCUCUUGAUUUGAUCUCUUUGAAAAACGACGAAUCAAACAAACCCUAGAGUCAAGUCAAUCAUGAUGAUAAAUACAAACCUGGAAGAUAAAGAAUCAACCUUGUGAAAAAAAAAAAAAACUUUUGAUUCCCUCUUCUUCUAAAAGCCAUGAAACCGAUUCAAUCUCCUUCUGGAGUAGCUUCACCUAUGAAGAACCGUUUACGCAAACGUCCUGACCUAAGCUUACCACUCCCACACCGCGACGUCGCUCUCGCCGUACCUCUCCCUCUCCCACCUCCUUCUUCCUCUUCAUCCGCUCCGGCGUCUUCCUCCGCGAUCUCAACCAACAUCUCCGCCGCUAAAAGCUUAUCCGAGCUAGAACGAGUGAACCGAAUCGGAAGCGGAGCCGGAGGAACGGUUUACAAAGUAAUCCACACUCCGACGUCACGUCCUUUCGCUCUCAAAGUGAUUUACGGAAACCACGAAGAUACCGUGAGACGUCAGAUCUGUAGAGAGAUCGAGAUCUUAAGAAGUGUUGAUCAUCCAAACGUUGUGAAAUGUCACGAUAUGUUUGAUCAUAACGGUGAGAUCCAGGUUUUGCUUGAGUUUAUGGAUCAAGGAUCUCUUGAAGGAGCUCAUAUAUGGCAAGAACAGGAAUUAGCUGAUCUCUCUCGUCAGAUUCUUAGUGGAUUAGCUUAUCUUCAUCGUCGUCAUAUCGUUCAUCGUGAUAUCAAACCUUCGAAUCUUCUUAUAAACUCAGCUAAAAAUGUGAAAAUUGCUGAUUUUGGUGUGAGUAGGAUCUUGGCACAAACAAUGGAUCCUUGUAAUUCAUCUGUUGGUACUAUUGCUUAUAUGAGUCCUGAGAGGAUUAAUACUGAUUUGAAUCAUGGUCGUUACGAUGGUUAUGCUGGAGAUGUUUGGAGUUUAGGUGUUAGUAUCUUGGAGUUUUACUUGGGGAGGUUUCCUUUUGCUGUGAGUAGACAAGGUGAUUGGGCUAGUCUUAUGUGUGCUAUUUGUAUGUCUCAGCCACCUGAAGCUCCGGCUACGGCGUCUCAGGAGUUUCGUCACUUUGUUUCUUGUUGUUUACAGAGUGAUCCUCCUAAGAGAUGGUCAGCUCAACAGCUUUUGCAGCAUCCUUUCAUACUUAAAGCUACCGGUGGUCCUAAUCUCCGUCAAAUGUUGCCGCCGCCUCGUCCUCUUCCUUCUGCCUCUUAGUGUUUCUACCAUUUUCGUCUUUCUUGUUUUUCAAUUUUUCGUAGUUUUUCCUGACAUUUUUCCAUAAGUUUUGCAUACCCCAAGCAAAGAUAAUGAGAAGAGUAGAAGAACAAUGUGGUUUGUGAUUGGGGUAUGAGUCGUCAGGAAGAAACUCAGUUUGUGGUUAGGGUUUAUUGAGUCUUUAUCUUAUGCUGCUAAGCUUGAUUUGUCUUAUGGGUAAUGAAGAAUGUUUUGCUAGAAAUGGAAACAAAAAAAUAGACAAGAAGAAUUCUUAUGGUUUAAGAGUGAUUUUAGCUGGAUUUGCUUAUAUUAUUGUUUAUAUAAGGAAGUAAAUGGAGGAUCUUUCAUUGGAUAAUUCUCAUUAAUAAAGCUUCUUCCUUUAAUUCUCUUUAUGGUUUUCUAGUUUCCGUCUUGUGAACAUUACAAAGGCUACCCUAGUGCCUACUGCGUUAUUUUUUCUUUGCCAGUUAUGGUCUAAUUAUUGCGGUAAAAGUUGAAAGCUUGUUUAGGAACUUUUGUUUGAACGAAAUCAUGUGAUGCUCUUGCAAUUGGUCAAAUUCAGAAAGCUUUCAUUUGGUUCCAUCUUUGAGCAUGCAUCAUGCAUGUAAACAUCAGCUAUUCACCUUGUUUCUGCUUCUCGUUCUCUCUCUCUCUCUCUCUCUCUCUCUCCCAAUGGUUUUGUGUUCAGUAUCCGUCAAAUUGCCUUGAUGUUUUAGUGUGAUUAGGAAUGUAACUCUCAACUGUCCAGGUCAGAUUCUAGGUUCUUCAGCAUCUACUCAAAAAAGUCUACCUUAUGGCUAGGAAUCUAGCUCUCAAGUGUCCUAUUGGUCUUGACUUCUAACCACAUUAGACCUUUCCGCUGGGCGGCUGGGCCACGUCUUUCUCUGCAGGUUUGCUGAAGUUUGUGCUGAUUGAUUCACCUGAAUACUUGAAGCAUUCAGCUUGCAGAGGAGGAUAACUUUGAGUGUGUGUCCCAGUACAUAAGUCUACCCAGCGUAAUCACUUCUCAUUGUCGCUUUUGUGGUUAACUGAGACCCUUGAGAUCU
Arabidopsis thaliana (thale cress) is the source of this 2406-nucleotide messenger RNA. It is a transcript of the gene MKK5, whose product is annotated as MAP kinase kinase 5. Gene Ontology annotation, molecular function: protein serine kinase activity; MAP kinase kinase activity; protein tyrosine kinase activity. The transcript has 2 exons. The coding region runs from base 314 to 1360 and encodes 348 amino acids. The record is from RefSeq and is marked reviewed. Lineage: Eukaryota; Viridiplantae; Streptophyta; Magnoliopsida; Brassicales; Brassicaceae. Gene Ontology annotation, cellular component: cytoplasm. Gene Ontology annotation, biological process: defense response to other organism; MAPK cascade; signal transduction.